Molecule: messenger RNA, 4097 nt
Organism: Hordeum vulgare subsp. vulgare (domesticated barley)
Lineage: Eukaryota; Viridiplantae; Streptophyta; Magnoliopsida; Poales; Poaceae
Product: ABC transporter B family member 4-like
Exons: 11
Coding region: 91-3945 (1284 amino acids)
Biological process (GO): transmembrane transport
Cellular component (GO): membrane
Molecular function (GO): ATP binding; ABC-type transporter activity; ATP hydrolysis activity
Source: RefSeq, a predicted model, not a curated record
CAGCCACCCCAUAAAUACCCCGCGAACUAGAGCCGUAAGACUCAGGCUUAAACAAAGCCGUGCGUUCUGUACACACCAAAGCUGCCGGCAAUGGACGCAGCGGCGGCGUCCGCCGCGAAAGGGAAGGAUGGCGGGCACGGGAAGAGGGUGUCCUUCACGGGGAUGUUCCGCUACGCCGACCGCACGGACCUGCUGCUGAUGCUGGUCGGCACGCUGGCCGCGCUGGGCAACGGCGUCUCGCAGCCGCUCAUGACCGUCAUCUUCGGCGACCUCAUCGACGCCUUCGGCGGCGCCACCAGCGCCAACGUCCUCCACCGCGUCAACAAGGCGGUUCUGAGCUUUGUCUACUUGGGCAUCGGAACAGCAGUUGUCUCCUUUCUCCAGGUGGCAUGCUGGACAAUUACUGGAGAAAGGCAGGCGACACGCGUUCGAUCUCUGUACCUCAAAUCUGUAUUGAGACAGGAUAUAUCAUUCUUUGAUGUAGAAAUGACAACUGGGCAGAUAGUUUCAAGAAUGUCUGGUGAUACUGUGCUGGUUCAGGAUGCUAUUGGUGAGAAGGUUGGCAAGUUCCUACAACUUGUGGCUACUUUCAUUGGCGGUUUCGUGGUAGCUUUUGUCAAAGGAUGGCUUCUAUCUCUUGUCAUGUUGGCAUGCAUACCUCCAGUUGUAAUUGCAGGAGGAGCAGUGGCAAAAGUGUUAUCUACAAUCUCUAGCAAAGGUCAAGCAUCAUACAGUGAUGCAGCGAAUGUUGUUGAACAGACAAUUGGAGGCAUAAAAACAGUUGCCUCUUUCAAUGGGGAGAAGCAGGCCAUCGGAGAGUACAAUAAACUCAUAAACAAAGCAUACAAGACAACUGUCAAGGAAGGACUUGCCAAUGGUUUUGGCAUGGGUUCUGUUUUCUUCAUAUUCUUCUCUAGCUAUGGUUUAGCCAUAUGGUAUGGUGGAAAGUUGAUACUUACUAAAGGAUACACAGGAGGAGAAGUCAUCAGUAUCUUGUUUGCUAUCAUGACUGGGGCAAUGUCUUUAGGUAAUGCAACCCCUUGUAUGACAGCCUUUGCAGAAGGACAAUCUGCAGCACACAGAUUGUUCGCAACAAUCAAGAGGAAACCAGAGAUUGAUCCUGAUGACAAGACUGGUAAGCAGUUAGAAGAUAUCAAGGGUGAUGUUGAGCUGAGAGAUGUGUAUUUCAGCUACCCAGCAAGGCCUGAGCAACUGAUAUUUGAUGGAUUCUCCUUGCAUGUUUCUAGUGGCACUACAAUGGCCAUAGUUGGGGAGAGUGGAAGUGGCAAGUCAACUGUGAUUAGUCUUGUAGAGAGAUUCUAUGAUCCGCAGGCUGGUGAAGUUUUGAUUGACGGGAUCAAUAUCAAGAGUUUACAGCUUGAUUCCGUAAGAGGGAAAAUUGGUCUUGUUAGCCAAGAGCCCUUGCUCUUUAUGACCUCAAUUAAAGAUAACAUUACAUAUGGCAAAGAAGGUGCAACAAUUGAGGAGAUCAAGAGAGCCGCUGAGCUCGCCAAUGCAGCAAAUUUCAUUGAUAAGUUGCCCAAUGGUUAUGAUACAAUGGUUGGCCAACGCGGUGCUCAGCUUUCAGGGGGGCAAAAGCAAAGGAUCGCAAUUGCAAGAGCAAUUAUUAAAAACCCCAAAAUACUUUUGUUAGAUGAGGCUACUAGCGCAUUGGAUGUGGAGUCAGAGAGGAUAGUUCAGGAGGCACUGAAUAGGAUCAUGGUGGACAGAACGACACUUGUGGUUGCUCAUCGUCUAACUACUGUCAGGAAUGCUGAUUGCAUAUCAGUUGUUCAACAAGGAAAGAUAGUUGAACAAGGUCCCCACGAUGAAUUGGUAGUAAACCCAGAUGGUGCAUACUCUCAACUAAUUAGACUUCAAGAAAGCAAUGAAGAAGAGCAGAAAGUAGACCAUCGAAGAUUGGAUCCAAGGUCUAAAAGUACAAGCUUAUCAUUUAAGCGAUCGAUUAGCAGAGGUUCUGCAGGGAAUAGUAGUAGGCAUUCUUUCAACCACUCCUUCGGGCUUCCUGGCACGGUUGAAUUGCCUGAAGGAAAUGAUACACAUGGGGAGAAUCAUACAGAGCAGGAUGGUGAGGUUCCAAAGAAAGCUCCUAUGGGACGGCUGGCACUUCUUAAUAAACCAGAGUUACUUAUUAUUCUGUUAGGAGCCCUAGCUUCAGCAGUUCACGGAGUGCUUUUCCCAAUGUUUGGUGUGAUGAUUUCCAGUGCAAUUAAAACUUUCUAUGAGCCACCAGAUAAACUCAGAAAGGAUUCUAGCUUUUGGGGGUUGAUGUGUGUGGUGCUGGGUAUCAUUUCGAUAAUCUCAAUACCCGCAGAACUCUUCUUGUUUGGAAUAGCCGGAGGGAAGCUUAUAGAGCGUAUCCGUGCUAUGUCAUUUAGAAGCAUUGUGCAUCAAGAAGUCGCUUGGUUUGAUGAUCCUAAAAAUUCCAGGUUUGUUACAAAUUUUCGCUUGGUCGCUUCUUCCUUUAGAUUCUGUGAGCUUUACUUUUUGGUGCUAACUGCCAAAUUAUAUCUUUACAGCGGAGCACUUGGUGCAAGACUGUCAGUUGAUGCUUUGAAUGUACGGCGUUUAGUGGGAGAUAACUUGGCUUUAAUGGUUCAGAUUGUCUCUACACUUAUCACAGGGUUUGUCAUUGCUAUGAUAGCUGACUGGAAGCUCUCUUUGAUCAUCCUCUGCGUGAUUCCAUUAGUGGGCCUUCAAGGUUAUGCCCAAGUGAAGUUCUUGAAGGGUUUCAGUCAAGAUGCUAAGAUGAUGUAUGAAGACGCAAGUCAAGUGGCCACUGAUGCAAUUAGUAGUAUUAGGACCGUAGCUUCGUUUUGUUCUGAGAAAAGAAUUACAAGAAUAUAUGAUCAGAAAUGUGAGGCCUCAAGGAAUCAAGGAGUCAGAACAGGAAUAGUUGGAGGCAUUGGAUUUGGUUUCUCAUUCUUGAUGUUGUACCUUACGUACGGUCUUUGUUUCUAUGUUGGAGCACAAUUUGUGCGCCAUGGCCAAUCAAAUUUUGGUGACGUUUUCAAGGUUUUCUUUGCACUGGUUUUAGCAACCAUUGGAGUAUCUCAAACAAGUGCAAUGGCCACCGAUUCAACAAAAGCAAAAGAUUCAGCUAUUUCCAUAUUUGCUUUAUUGGACCGAAAGUCUGAAAUAGACUCAAGCCGCAAUGAGGGUUUGACAUUAGACGAGGUCAAGGGCAACAUCGAUUUCCAGCAUGUCAGCUUCAAGUACCCAACUCGCCCAGAUAUUCAGAUCUUCACUGACUUUACCCUGCACAUUCCCUCUGGAAAGACUGUUGCCCUUGUUGGAGAGAGUGGUAGCGGCAAGUCAACGGUAAUUGGACUGUUGGAGCGAUUCUACAAUCCCGAUUCAGGCACCAUCUCAUUGGAUGGAGUGGAAAUCAAGAGCUUAAACAUUAACUGGUUGAGGGACCAAACAGGACUUGUGAGCCAAGAGCCUGUACUCUUCAAUGAUACAAUCCGUGCCAACAUAGCCUAUGGUAAGGAUGGGGAACUUACUGAGGAGGAGCUCAUUGCAGCUGCAAAGGCAUCCAAUGCACAUGAGUUCAUAUCAAGCCUUCCCCAAGGAUAUGACACCACGGUUGGGGAGAGGGGGAUACAGCUGUCCGGUGGCCAGAAGCAGCGGGUGGCAAUUGCAAGGGCCAUACUGAAGGACCCUAAGAUACUACUACUUGAUGAGGCGACUAGCGCCUUGGAUGCUGAGUCCGAGCGGAUUGUGCAGGAUGCGUUAGACCAUGUGAUGGUCGGCAGGACCACGGUUGUUGUGGCUCACCGCCUCUCGACGAUCAAAGGUGCUGAUAUCAUUGCGGUUCUUAAGGAAGGCACAAUAGUUGAGAAAGGAAGACACGAGGUGCUGAUGAACAUUAAAGAUGGGGUGUACGCUUCACUAGUAGAACUUCGUUCAGCGUCAUCAUAAUACCUAGGAUCAGUUUUGGCUCAUAUCUCUACGCACAUUGUACAUCUUCCCUGACCACCUUUUCUUGUUAUUGCUGUUGUUGCUAUAACUGCGCUACAUUAUUCUUUGGGACUUGAAGAGGAAUCCAAAACUAGAAUGAAAUUUCUUGUGUC